AGGCAGAGAGAGCAAGUCCGAUGUCUGCAGCCUCCCUGGCCAGGCCUCUCCUCUCCAGCGGCAGCUAGUCCCCCUCAGGACAGACUCAGAGUACUGACGUCGGUCAUCAUUCAUUUCCAAACACGCCAGGUCACGUGAACAAACUUCCCAGUGACACUCGGGCUGUAGCUGUACACUCUUCGACCACGACAUUGGUUUUCUCCUAAGUGUCACCAGUGGAGACAGGAUGCUCUGGGCACUGGCCCUGCUGGCUCUGGGCAUAGGGCCAAGAGCUUACGCUGGUGACCACGGCGAGGACACAGCAUUUGACCUUUUCAGCAUCAGCAACAUUAACCGGAAGACCAUCGGUGCCAAGCAGUUCCGAGGGCCCGACCCCGGUGUGCCCGCCUACCGUUUUGUCCGGUUUGACUACGUCCCCCCAGUGAAUACAGACGACCUCAACAGGAUCGUUAAGCUUGCAAGGAGAAAGGAGGGCUUCUUCCUCACAGCCCAGCUGAAGCAGGACCGCAAGUCUCGGGGAACACUCCUGGUGUUGGAAGGUCCCGGCACCUCCCAGAGGCAGUUUGAGAUUGUGUCCAAUGGCCCAGGGGAUACCUUGGACCUCAACUACUGGGUAGAAGGCCACCAGCAUACCAACUUCCUGGAGGAUGUGGGUCUGGCUGACUCCCAGUGGAAGAAUGUGACUGUGCAGGUGGCCAGUGACACCUAUAGCCUGUAUGUGGGCUGUGAUCUUAUUGACAGUGUCACCCUGGAAGAACCCUUCUAUGAGCAGCUGGAAGCAGACAAGAGCAGGAUGUACGUGGCCAAGGGUGCAUCUCGAGAGAGUCACUUCAGGGGCUUGCUGCAGAAUGUCCAUCUCGUGUUUGCAGAUUCUGUGGAAGAUAUUCUAAGCAAGAAAGGCUGUCAACACAGCCAGGGAGCUGAAGUCAACACCAUCAGUGAACAUACAGAGACACUCCACCUGAGCCCUCACAUCACCACAGAUCUGGUGGUCCAGGGUGUGGAGAAGGCACAGGAGGUGUGUACGCACUCCUGUGAAGAGCUGAGCAACAUGAUGAACGAGCUGUCCGGAUUGCACGUCAUGGUGAACCAGCUGAGCAAGAACCUGGAGAGAGUGUCUAGCGAUAACCAGUUCCUUUUGGAGCUCAUUGGGGGCCCUCUGAAGACAAGAAACAUGUCGGCCUGUGUGCAGGAGGGACGGAUCUUUGCAGAAAACGAAACCUGGGUUGUGGAUAGUUGUACCACCUGCACCUGCAAGAAAUUUAAAACAGUCUGCAAUCAAAUCACCUGCUCACCUGCAACUUGUGCCAACCCAUCUUUGGUGGAAGGCGAGUGCUGUCCAUCCUGUUCCCACUCUGCAGACAACGAUGAGGGCUGGUCUCCGUGGGCAGAGUGGACCGAGUGUUCUGUCACCUGUGGCUCUGGGACCCAGCAGAGAGGCCGGUCUUGUGAUGUCACCAGCAACACCUGCCUGGGCCCCUCCAUUCAGACAAGGACAUGCAGUUUGGGCAAAUGUGAUACGAGAAUCCGUCAGAAUGGAGGCUGGAGUCACUGGUCACCCUGGUCUUCGUGCUCCGUGACUUGUGGAGUUGGCAAUGUCACCCGCAUACGUCUCUGCAACUCACCAGUGCCCCAAAUGGGUGGCAAGAACUGCAAGGGCAGUGGCCGGGAAACCAAGGCCUGCCAGCGUGCUCCAUGCCCAAUUGAUGGCCGCUGGAGCCCCUGGUCCCCUUGGUCAGCCUGCACAGUUACCUGUGCUGGAGGGAUCCGUGAGCGCACACGUGUUUGCAACAGCCCUGAGCCCCAGUAUGGAGGGAAGGAUUGUGUCGGGGAUGUGACAGAACACCAAAUGUGCAACAAGAGGAGCUGCCCUAUUGAUGGAUGCCUAUCCAACCCGUGUUUCCCUGGAGCCAAGUGCAACAGCUUCCCCGAUGGCUCCUGGUCCUGUGGUUCCUGCCCAGUGGGCUUUCUGGGCAAUGGCACCCACUGUGAGGACCUGGAUGAGUGUGCUGUGGUCGCAGAUAUCUGCUUCUCAAUUAACAAAGCUUCCCGCUGUGUCAACACCAACCCUGGCUUCCACUGCCUGCCUUGUCCGCCACGCUACAAGGGGACCCAACCCUUCGGGAUUGGCCUGGAGGAUGCUAAAACAGAAAAACAAGUAUGUGAGCCAGAGAAUCCGUGCAAGGACAAGACUCACAACUGCCACAAGCAUGCAGAGUGCAUCUACCUGGGCCACUUCAGUGACCCCAUGUACAAGUGCGAGUGCCAGACUGGCUAUGCAGGUGAUGGGCUCAUCUGCGGGGAGGACUCAGACCUGGACGGUUGGCCCAACAGCAACCUGGUGUGUGCUACCAAUGCCACCUACCACUGCGUCAAGGACAACUGCCCCAAACUGCCAAAUUCUGGGCAGGAGGAUUUUGAUAAGGACGGAAUCGGAGAUGCUUGCGACGAGGACGAUGAUAACGACGGCGUGAGCGAUGAGAAGGACAAUUGCCCACUUCUCUUCAAUCCCCGCCAAUUAGACUAUGAUAAGGAUGAGGUUGGAGACCGCUGUGACAAUUGCCCCUAUGUGCACAACCAAGCACAGAUCGACACGGACAACAACGGUGAAGGGGACGCCUGCUCUGUGGAUAUCGACGGGGAUGAUGUUUUCAAUGAGCGAGACAAUUGCCCGUAUGUCUACAACACUGACCAGAGAGACACAGACGGUGACGGCGUUGGGGACCACUGUGACAACUGUCCUCUGAUGCAUAACCCAGAUCAGAUGGAUCAGGACAAUGAUCUCGUUGGAGACCAGUGUGAUAACAAUGAGGACAUAGAUGAUGACGGCCACCAGAACAACCAAGACAACUGCCCAUACAUCUCCAACUCCAACCAGGCUGACCAUGACAAUGACGGCAAGGGGGAUGCCUGUGACUCCGAUGAUGACAACGAUGGUGUUCCAGAUGACAGGGACAACUGCAGGCUUGUGUUCAACCCCGACCAGGAAGACUCGGAUGGCGACGGCCGAGGUGAUAUUUGUAAAGAUGACUUUGACAAUGAUAAUGUCCCAGAUAUUGAUGACGUGUGCCCCGAGAACAAUGCCAUCACCGAGACAGACUUCAGAAACUUUCAGAUGGUCCCUCUGGAUCCCAAGGGGACCACACAAAUUGAUCCCAACUGGGUAAUUCGUCACCAAGGCAAAGAGCUGGUGCAGACAGCAAACUCGGACCCUGGCAUCGCCGUAGGUUUCGAUGAGUUUGGGUCUGUGGACUUCAGCGGCACUUUCUAUGUCAACACUGACCGGGACGAUGACUACGCCGGCUUCGUCUUUGGCUAUCAGUCAAGCAGCCGCUUCUAUGUGGUGAUGUGGAAGCAGGUGACCCAGACCUACUGGGAAGACAAGCCCAGUCGGGCUUACGGCUACUCUGGUGUGUCACUCAAAGUAGUAAACUCCACGACUGGUACUGGCGAGCACCUGAGGAAUGCCCUGUGGCACACGGGAAACACGGAAGGCCAGGUUCGAACUCUAUGGCAUGACCCCAAAAACAUUGGCUGGAAGGACUACACCGCCUACAGGUGGCAUCUGAUUCACAGGCCUAAGACAGGCUACAUGAGAGUCUUAGUGCAUGAAGGAAAGCAGGUCAUGGCUGACUCAGGACCAAUUUAUGACCAAACUUAUGCUGGUGGACGGCUGGGUCUGUUUGUCUUCUCCCAAGAAAUGGUCUACUUCUCAGACCUCAAGUAUGAGUGCAGAGAUGCCUAGAGAGCAGGGUUCCAGCUCCAGCAGUGUGCUGCCAACACCCCUUCCUGGACGCAUCGGUCCAUCUUGGCCCUCGCAGCUCUUCUGCCAUGCAGCAUUUCCUGUUUCUUGGCCUUACCUGAGUGGAUCUUCACCUCCUUCAUCAGCACUGAGGUCCAGUGCCUUCCGAGGCUAAGCACCUAGGGAGCCCCAAGAGGAGCAUCAAGCCUGCUGCUGGGGAACAGUUGGAGGAGACUGAGGCUCCCUGCGGAGCGGACACGGAGCUGUCGCUGCAUUGCCCUUUCUUGUUUGUUUAAAAAGAAUGACGUUUACAUGGAAAAUGUAAUUACUUGCAGUAUUUAUGUGUAUAUGGAGUUGAAGGGAAUAUUGUGUAUAAGUCAUUCUCAUAAAUUAAGCAUGAAAAAUAAUCGCUCACCUACUUCCAGUGCUUAAUGUUGUCAACUGUUCUUGGAUUCGUGCUGUUCUACAAUAACACACAAAUCCUGUGAGGCUGAUUAGGAAGAAAGACCAGGUGAACCCGGCUGCAGUAAGGAAGAAGCCAGAAGGCAGUCACCUGAGACUGUGGCCCCUUGUCCAGUGAUUUGAAACAUUAACGAAUUAGAACAUGGAAAGGGAUUGCAAAGUUAGAAGCAAAGCAGUUCUUCUUUGGCCGCAGUUAAAGAUGACUUGACAGAGACAGAGAAGCUAUGUCCUUGCAAAGGGGAAUAUUUCAGGGUUCCAGCCGUAGGCUUCUCAGUGCUUUCAGAAGAAAGGCUCAGCAGAGACAAUGUCCCUUUAAACUGGCUGCCUGGGUUGGGCCUUUCCGAAAGCAUACUGACUGCUGGGAUCUCUGUCUGGGCAUCCUUCCCUGUCCCUACUACUAGGAAACAGACUGGCAGAUAGGUUGGUGGAUGCACUUUGGUACCCUACUCCUACUCUAGGCUUUGGAAUGAUGCAAACGUUGCUUUUGCCAAGUUUGGUAACACGUUUCAUUAAGGUUCCAGGUACAGGUUUCGUUACUAUUUAUUAAAUGAUUUGGAAUAUAGCUCCACUCACCAAUAAUUUAUUUUAAACAUAUGAAGUAACAAGCAUGUAGUAUGGUUUCUGGAACUAAGCGUAUGACAAGGAUAUAAUGAUAUAAAGACAUGCAAAUAUCUGCUGUUUGAAAUACAAGGCUUUAUGUCAUGAUAAAAUGGAACCUUAAUAUGCAUACUUACCAACAAUUUUAAUUCAGUUCUUUUUAAUAUGAUCAAUUUGCUGUAUAUAGGUUUGGUUUUUUUUUUUUUUUAUUUUAACGCUGAAGGAAACGUCAUUUUUUCCAGACACAUCCAUUAAUCAGUCACACCAUUACAGGCAUAGGCUCGAUUUAUUUUAUUUUAUUUUGUUUUUUGCUUUAAGCUGCAUGAUCUCCCAGCAGGAAGUACUAUCUCUCUCACUCCACAUGAGUUCAGCGGAAGUAUAUCUUGUCCCUCUGGGGAGCAGGGCUCACAAUCCCCUUUCUGGUGAUGGCAACUGAAUUUCUAAGUCAGAUAGAAAGAAUCCAUGAUUUUGAUCUGAGUUUCCACAAUUUGUCUUGCUGCAGUUACUUGUGUUGAAAUCACUGAGGGGGAGUUUCCUUGUGACUUGUUAUCCUGCACGUUUUAGAUUUUUUGUGGAGCUGUAUUCCCAAGGCCAGCACAGAAUUGGGAGACUUCUGACCAUGAGGAUGUGAAGAACAUUUAGGUCUCACUUGGGCAUUUGGUACAAUGGUACAAGGUGGUGGGGGCGAUGUGAAUACAUUCAAUGUACCAUAUUAUUUUUGUAAAUUAUUUAUGUAGUUUUUUUUAAAAAAAACAAAAGCUUCUCAAUACAUUAAUGAAACAUUGUUUUUGCCAAAGAUUGUAAAUAUUUAUUUAUUUGUUCAUUGGGUUAAAUUUCACCACCAAAACCCUGCAUUUAGCUAGAGCUUCAUUUUUUUAUACCGAAGAUUAUCAACAGCAAAUAAAUUAUAAAAAGGUUUCUAUAAAU
Molecule: messenger RNA, 5728 nt
Organism: Rattus norvegicus (Norway rat)
Lineage: Eukaryota; Metazoa; Chordata; Mammalia; Rodentia; Muridae
Gene: Thbs2
Product: thrombospondin 2
Exons: 22
Coding region: 227-3745 (1172 amino acids)
Biological process (GO): cell adhesion; negative regulation of angiogenesis
Cellular component (GO): basement membrane; thrombospondin complex; platelet alpha granule
Molecular function (GO): calcium ion binding
Source: RefSeq, marked validated